Messenger RNA from Aspergillus clavatus NRRL 1, 2097 nucleotides. RefSeq names its product tryptophan synthase beta chain. The coding region runs from base 1 to 2097 and encodes 698 amino acids. The transcript has 3 exons. NCBI's taxonomy places the organism in Eukaryota, Fungi, Ascomycota, Eurotiomycetes, Eurotiales, Aspergillaceae. Gene Ontology annotation, molecular function: tryptophan synthase activity. Gene Ontology annotation, cellular component: cytoplasm. Gene Ontology annotation, biological process: L-tryptophan biosynthetic process. The record is from RefSeq and is a predicted model, not a curated record.
AUGGAGCAUCUCAAACACACAUUCGCCCAAUGCAGAGCCCACUCUCGGCCAGCGCUGGUCACAUAUGUGACAGCCGGUUUCCCAACAGCGGAGGAAACACCGGAUAUCAUGCUCGGCUUGGAAGCAGGAGGUGCAGAUAUCAUCGAACUCGGUAUCCCCUUCACGGACCCCAUCUCCGACGGCCGCACGAUUCAGAAAUCAAAUCUCAAGGCCCUCCAGAACGGGGUUACAAUCUCCUCCAUGUUAGAUAUGGUGCGGACGGCACGCGGACAGGGGCUGAGAGCGCCCGUCCUCUUCAUGGGAUACUAUAAUCCCAUCCUGCAGUAUGGGGAAGCCAAGCUCCUCGCUGAUUGCAAAGAGGCGGGUGUCAACGGAUUCAUCAUCGUCGAUCUACCCCCGGAGGAAGCGGUGCGGUUCCGCAACGGGUGUGCGAAGACUGGGCUUUCGUAUGUCCCGUUGAUCGCGCCCUCGACGUCUCCGGAUCGCAUGAAGACUCUCUGCAGCAUAGCCGACUCCUUUAUCUACCUAGUCUCCCGGAUGGGCGUGACGGGCGCCACGGGGACGCUGAAUACGGAUCUCCCGCAGCUGAUCGCGAAGGUGAAGGAACUGUCUGGCAAUGUUCCCGUGGCUGUCGGAUUCGGGAUCAGCACCCGCGAGCACUUUCUGAGCGUCACCUCUAUCUCGGACGGAGCGGUUAUUGGGAGUCAUAUCAUCGAGAUCCUAGCGAAUGCGCCCGCAGGACGCGCAGCAAAGGCAGUACAGGAAUAUUGUGCAGAAAUCACGGCCAGGAAAUCGAUUGAAAACAGUCCUGCUCCUACACCGGCCACACCAGCGCCAUCAGCAGCGUCCGCAUCACAACCAAAACCAACCCCAACCAUAUCGCACACCCCAGACCCCACCACCGGCCGCUUCGGCCCCUUCGGCGGCCAAUACGUCCCGGAAGCCCUCACCACCUGCCUCACGGAGCUCGAAGCCGGCUUCACCGCCGCCCUCCACGAUCCCUCCUUCUGGGCCGAGUACCGCUCCCACUACGCCUACAUGGGCCGACCAUCGAGCCUGCACCUCGCGGCCCGCCUCACCCAGCACACCGGCGGCGCCAACAUCUGGCUGAAGCGCGAAGACCUGAACCACACGGGCUCGCACAAGAUCAACAACGCGCUCGGCCAGAUCCUGCUCGCGCGGCGGCUCGGCAAGACGGAGAUCAUCGCCGAAACGGGCGCGGGGCAGCACGGCGUCGCGACGGCGACGGUCUGCGCCAAGUUCAACAUGAAGUGCACGGUGUACAUGGGCGCCGAGGACGUGCGGCGGCAGGCGCUGAACGUGUUCCGGAUGCGACUGCUGGGCGCGACGGUUGUGCCUGUGGAGGCGGGGUCGCGCACACUGCGCGAUGCUGUAAACGAGGCGUUCCGCGCGUGGGUGGAGAGGCUGGACACCACGCAUUAUAUUGUUGGUUCGGCGUUCGGGCCGCAUCCGUUCCCGACGAUCGUGCGCACGUUCCAGUCGGUUAUUGGGGCGGAGACGAAGGAGCAGAUGGCGAGGGAGAUUGGCGGGCUGCCCGAUGCGGUGGUCGCGUGUGUCGGCGGCGGCUCGAAUGCCGUGGGCAUGUUUUAUCCUUUCGCGCAGGAUGAGACUGUGCGGCUGGUUGGCGUCGAGGCGGCUGGAGAAGGGUUGGAGACGGACCGGCAUUCGGCAACACUGUCGGCGGGGUCUGUUGGCGUGUUGCAUGGUGUUCGCACGUAUGUACUGCAGAACGAGCAUGGCCAGAUCUCCGACACGCAUUCCCUGUCUGCUGGGCUGGACUACCCCGGUGUUGGGCCGGAAUUGGCCAACUGGAAGGAGACUAGCAGAGCGACGUUUCUGGCAGCGACGGAUGCCCAGGCGCUGCAGGGUUUCAGACUGUUGAGUCAGUUAGAAGGGAUCAUCCCAGCCCUUGAGACCUCCCAUGCCGUCUGGGGGGUGAUAGAGACGGCCAAGCGACUUGGUCGUGGGAAGAAUGUGGUGCUUUGUCUAAGCGGUAGAGGGGACAAGGACGUUCAAAGCGUGGCAGACGAGCUGCCCAAACUUGGUCCUCAAAUUGGCUGGGACCUGCGAUUCUAG